AUGGGUAGGAUUCCAAAUAAAAUUUGUCUAACAUCGGAUGUUUGGACAGCAUCUACUAGUGAAGGUUAUAUCUGUUUGAUUGCCCACUUUGUUGAUGAAAAUUGGAAGUUAGUUAGUUGUCUUCUUAACUUUCUUCGAAUGAAGCCUCCCCUCACGGGUAUUGCAUUGGAAGCUACUUUAUUUGAUUGCUUAAAACAAUGGGGAAUAGAUAAGAAAAUAUUUACUAUUACUUUGGAUAAUGCCUCUGCCAAUGACAACAUGCAAGACCAUUUGAAAACUCAUCUUCGAGUGCCGGGCAAUUUGAUGUGUAAUGGUGAAUUUUUUCAUAUCCGGUGUUCGGCUCAUGUACUCAACUUAAUUGUCCAAGAGGGUUUAAAAAUUGCUAGUGAAGCCCUCCAUAAAAUUAGAGAGAGUGUCAAGUAUAUUAAAGGAUCUGAUGGAAGGAUGCUUAAGUUUAAAGAUUGUGUCGAGGAUGCAGGGAUAAAUGUUGGCAGUGGUUUAAGAUAUGAUGUAUCUACUAGAUGGAAUAGCACUUAUUUGAUGCUCGAAAGUGCCUUACAAUAUAGAAAAGCUUUUGAGUUUUAUAAGGUGGCAGAUAGAAGCUAUAGAUACUGUCCAUCUGAGGAGGAAUGGGAAAGGGGAGAAAGAAUUUGUGAGUUCUUAGAACCGUUUUACGAUAUCACAAAUUUGAUUUCUGGUUCAACUUAUCCAACAGCAAACCUGUAUUUCAUGCAAGUGUGGAAAGUACAAUGCAUUUUAGAAAAACAUCAAAAAAGUAUUGAUAAGGUGAUAAAGGAUAUGUCUGAUAAGAUGAAAGUUAAAUUUGAAAAAUAUUGGAAAAAUUAUAGUGUCGUGCUAGCAUUUGGAGCAAUUCUUGAUCCCCGCUUGAAGGAGAAGUUUUUGAAGUUUUGCUACAGUACACUUGAUGCGUCAACAUCUAAAGAGAAACUUGAGUAG
Molecule: messenger RNA, 957 nt
Organism: Vicia villosa (hairy vetch)
Lineage: Eukaryota; Viridiplantae; Streptophyta; Magnoliopsida; Fabales; Fabaceae
Product: zinc finger BED domain-containing protein RICESLEEPER 2-like
Exons: 1
Coding region: 1-957 (318 amino acids)
Molecular function (GO): DNA binding
Source: RefSeq, a predicted model, not a curated record